Messenger RNA from Phragmites australis (common reed), 835 nucleotides. RefSeq names its product chaperone protein dnaJ 11, chloroplastic-like. The coding region runs from base 100 to 543 and encodes 147 amino acids. The transcript has a single exon. Lineage: Eukaryota; Viridiplantae; Streptophyta; Magnoliopsida; Poales; Poaceae. The record is from RefSeq and is a predicted model, not a curated record.
AAGAGCGCGCGAGCACGGACGCCUCACCCACCUGCCUCAUUUUCUUUCCCCAAUCUUCUUCUACUCUGUCCCCAGAUCUGCCCCUUCUUCGUCCGUCUCAUGAUCUCGGCGCCUCUUCGAGUCUCGGCGCCCAAGGGUGCAAUCGGGACGUUCCGGUUCCGCCGCGUGUCCUCCUCCCCCUCCGAGUCUAAUAAGAUCCGGUGCGCCGCGGCACCACCGGCGGCGGCGGCGGCGGCGGUGGGGAGGCGCGCCUCCACGCUGUACGAGGAGCUGGGGCUGCGCGUCGGCGCGACGGGGCGGGAGAUCAAGGCCGCGUACCGGCGGCUGGCUCGGGAGCGGCACCCCGACGUGGCGGGCGAGCCCGCCGCCGCGGACUUCGUCAGGCUCCACGACGCGUACGCCACGCUCUCCGACCCCGACAGCCGCGCGAGCUACGAUCGCGCCGCCGUGAUGGCGAUGCCAGUCGCGCGCCACUACCCGCGGUGGGGCGCCGGCGGCUCCGGCCGGCCCCGCCGCACGUGGGAGACGGACCAGUGCUGGUAGUAGGAGCCAUGAGAGCCAUGCGGGCCUUGCUUGCGACUGCAUUUAUAUAUCCUUCUUGCCGCCUUGCGGUCAUGGCGGCUCACCUUGGAUUUUUAGCAUUGGUGACCAUCCAUGUGAUGUAAUUUUCGUUCUUCUUCCUGUAAUUAUGUGUAAUCUUGAGAAGAGAUUACGAAGAAACUGACCUGUGCAAUGUAUAUAGUAUGUGCUAGCAUGUCGAUCCGAUGCGAGGUUUCAAGGAAAUCGCCCUGCCUCUGCUGAUCCAUCUAAGCUGUUCUUCUCUUGUCCAUUCCAA